AAGGAAAAGUCAAUAUUGGCGGAAGUGAAGGUAGAUUUUUUAAGAAAGAAGAGUUUGCUAAUUUUUCUCAACGUAUUUCAACUAGUGAAAUUGAAAACUUGAUAAAGAACAUGGAGAAACAACAUAAAAAAAACUAG
This is a messenger RNA of Funneliformis geosporum, 137 nucleotides long. The record is from the annotation of a GenBank genome assembly. Lineage: Eukaryota; Fungi; Glomeromycota; Glomeromycetes; Glomerales; Glomeraceae.